Molecule: messenger RNA, 4031 nt
Organism: Carassius auratus (goldfish)
Lineage: Eukaryota; Metazoa; Chordata; Actinopteri; Cypriniformes; Cyprinidae
Gene: slc4a5a
Product: solute carrier family 4 member 5a
Exons: 26
Coding region: 257-3688 (1143 amino acids)
Biological process (GO): monoatomic anion transport; bicarbonate transport; transmembrane transport
Cellular component (GO): plasma membrane
Molecular function (GO): monoatomic anion transmembrane transporter activity; solute:inorganic anion antiporter activity; sodium:bicarbonate symporter activity
Source: RefSeq, a predicted model, not a curated record
CUGAGACCCAGUUAUCUACUUAUCGACCUUGUCACCAGUCCAUACAUUGACGCACACUUUGUGGAUGUGUUAGCAUGAAUGGGUGUGUCUGUGCAUGUGAGGGUGAUUAUCUGGAAGAGGGUUACAGAUUCAUUCUGUCACAUGCAGUUUUUGUCCUGUGUUCCAUAGAGUUGUUCUCCUCAGUGAUUUCCUGUAUUGAUGAGUCCUUUUGAUUAGCUUCUCUCCUCUCCAUCCGUGCACCGCUACUGAGAUCAGGAUGGAUCAUGAUCGAGUCAUGGGAAACAGUCGUUACCGUUAUGAGGAGGAGGAGGAGGAUCAUCAGUCUGUCUACAUUGGUGUGCCAGUGCCCCAAGGCUACCGUCGCAAGCGCAGGAGGAGACGUUCGUCCAUGUUGAGUCGUGAUGCAGAUGUAGAACGAAGACUUAGACAUGAUCAUCAGAGACACGAACGCUAUGACUGUGAUGACAGAGACCGCUACGAUCUCGAAGCAGAAGGCCUGGAUCAGCCAGAACACAAUCUGCCACCAGAAAUCAACAGAACCAUGUCCCCAGCAGCAGAGCGGCUGCGCUAUAUUUUGGGGGAUGAUGAGGAAACCAUGCCCACACCCACACUCUUCACUGAGAUGGACACACUGCAACACGAGGGCGAUGAGCUGGAGUGGAGAGAAUCAGCUAGGUGGGUGAAGUUUGAGGAAAAGGUUGAGGAAGGUGGUGAGAGAUGGAGCAAACCCCACGUUUCUACGCUCUCCCUGCACAGCCUGUUUGAACUGCGGACAUGCCUACAGACAGGCACCGUGCUGCUGGACCUGGAGGGAUAUUCACUACCACAGAUAGUCGAUGACAUCAUCGAGCGUCAGAUAGAGGAAGGCUUGAUUGGUCCUGAGCUGAGAGAUAAAAUCAGCUUUGUUCUGUUGAGAAAGCACAGACACCAGACAAAGAAACCCAUCCAUCGCUCCCUUGCAGAUCUGGGCAAGUCUGGGUCUGGAGUCACUCGGAGCCCCGCCCGAUCCCCUGCUGCUGGAGCAAAUUUUAACCGCUCUACAGAAGAUCUUCGAAGCAAACAAGCAGCCAACUAUGGCCGGCUACGCCUAGCUCAGAGCAGGAGUAUGAAUGACAUUGCAGACACACCAAGCACAGACCAGCUGAAGAACAAGUUUAUGAAAAAAAUCCCCAGAGAUGCAGAGGCAUCAAAUGUUCUGGUUGGAGAAGUGGAUUUCUUGGAAAAACCCUUUGUUGCCUUCGUUCGGCUGUCUCAGGCCACCACUCUUGGAGGUCUGACAGAAGUCCCAGUGCCCACCAGAUUCUUGUUUGUGCUACUUGGGCCUCCUGGCAAAGCCAAAUCUUACAACGAGAUUGGACGUGCCAUCGCCACGCUCAUGGUGGAUGAUCUCUUCAGUGAUGUAGCAUAUAAAGCCAGGGACCGAGAGGAUCUGAUUGCUGGCAUUGAUGAGUUUUUGGACGAGGUGAUUGUGCUUCCACCUGGAGAAUGGGACCCCAAAAUUCGCAUAGAACCCCCCAAAAAAAUUCCCUCAGCAGACCAAAGGAAGUCUGUGUUUUCCCUCAAUGAGCUGGGUCAGAUGAAUGGGACAGCAGUCGGUGGAGGGCCUGUUAGUGAGGAUGAGGAGAUGCCUGUUCCACAUGAGCUUGGCGAAGAGUUGGCAUAUACAGGGAGGUUCUGUGGCGGCCUUUUCCUUGACAUAAAGAGGAAGCUCCCCUGGUACCCGAGCGACUUUUAUGAAGGCUUCCACAUUCAGUCCAUCUCUGCAGUGCUCUUCAUUUACCUGGGCUGCAUUACCAAUGCAAUCACCUUUGGGGGCCUUCUAGGGGAUGCCACGGACAAUUACCAGGGGGUGAUGGAGAGUUUUUUGGGCACCGCUCUAGCAGGAACAGUAUUCUGCAUGUUUGGCGGUCAACCGCUCAUUAUUCUCAGCUCAACGGGCCCCAUCCUCAUCUUUGAAAAACUGCUUUAUGAAUUCAGCAAAAAUAAUGGGAUUGAUUACAUGGAGCUUCGACUGUGGAUCGGAAUACAUUCCUGCGUGCAGUGCAUUUUCCUGGUCGCAGUGGAUGCCAGCUACAUCAUAAAGUACAUGACGCGUUUCACCGAGGAAGGCUUCUCUAGCCUCAUCUCCUUCAUCUUCAUCUCCGAUGCCAUCAAGAAGAUGGUGGGAUCUUUCAAAUACUAUCCCAUCAACACAGACUUCAAACCAGACUAUGUUACGGCCUACAAGUGCGAGUGUUUGGCACCAGACACAAUGGCACCAAUGAUCUUCGAUGUUACUGUAGUCCCAGUGCCAGAUAAUUCCUCUGCUCUCUUUGGUUUGAAUAUAACAGCUCUGGACUGGAGUCAGCUGAGUAAGAAGGAGUGUGUAAAGUACGGAGGCUCACUGGUAGGAAAUUCCUGCAAGUAUGUUCCAGAUCUUGCUCUCAUGUCCUUCAUUUUGUUCUUCGGGACCUACACUAUGACUGUAACCCUGAAGAAGUUCAAAUUCAGUCGCUACUUUCCCACAAAGCUAAGGAAGUUGAUUAGUGACUUCUCCAUCUUCAUGUCCAUCAUGACAUUUGUGGGACUGGACAUGCUAAUGGGUUUGAAGACUCCCAAACUCAUUGUUCCCACGGAGUUCAAGCCCACACGCGCCGACCGGGGUUGGUUUGUGAUGCCAUUUGGAAAGAAUCCGUGGUGGGUUUACCUGGCAAGCUUCGUCCCUGCGCUCCUCGUCACCAUCCUCAUCUUCAUGGACCAGCAGAUCAGCGCUGUCAUCGUCAACCGCAAGGAAAACAAGCUAAAGAAAGGUUGUGGGUAUCACCUGGAUCUAAUGUGGGUGGGCUUUCUGAUGGUAGCCUGCUCUUUUAUGGGCCUGCCGUGGUACGUGGCAGCCACUGUCAUUUCCAUCGCUCACAUUGACUCACUGAAGAUGGAGAGCGAGUCUAGUGCUCCAGGGGAACAGCCGCAGUUUCUGGGUGUGAGAGAGCAAAGGCUGACAGGAAUCCUGGUCUUUGUGCUGACAGGAGUGUCUAUCUUCUUGGCCCCAAUCCUGCAGUUCAUUCCUAUGCCGGUCUUGUAUGGAGUCUUCCUCUACAUGGGUGUUGCUUCUCUUAGUGGUAUCCAAUUCUGGGACAGGAUCAAACUGAUUAUGAUGCCAGCGAAACACCAGCCAGAUUUUUCAUACCUGCGCCACGUACCGCUGAGAAGAGUCCACCUGUUCACACUGGUGCAGAUUGUGUGCUUAGCUGUUCUCUGGAUCCUCAAAUCCACAUUCCUUGCUAUCAUUUUCCCAGUCAUGAUUCUUGGUCUCAUGGUGAUACGUAAGAUGUUGGACAUGGUCUUCUCUCAACAUGACCUGGCAUGGCUGGAUGAUAUCCUGCCAGAGAAGGAAAAGAAGAAAAAGGAGGAUGAAAAGAAGAAUACCAAGAAGGACAAAAAGAAAGGCAAAGGAGGGAAUGACAGUGAAGACGACAAGUAUAACCCUUAUGCAAACUGCUCCCCCAGUGAUUCGGACUUGGAUCGCAGCAUCACUCUGCAUCUGAAGAUCUCCUGUCCACCAUCCCCGGCGAUGCCAAUGGCCAGAGGGAUGUCCUGCCCCAUGCCCCAGGUGAAGAUUGAGAUGGAAUCGGACUAUGACGACACAGAUAUUAACCCUAGAAGCAGACACCAAGAUCACAGGGACAUGAGCAGCGAAACAACGCUAUAAUGUCGGAUCUGCAGUUGUGCAGUGUGGAACAUUGCACACUCCGUCUCAGCAUGUCUGAAGAUCCUGUGUCGCUAACACACACUUUCAUGUUCACUUAUGAUAUACAGAAUGGAUCAGACAACAUUUUAUGAAUAGACAUAAUGGUUACGUGGCAUAAAGUUGAGUUAUUUUGAAGAGCAAACAUUGAGCCGAAAUGUAUGAGAUAUGCUAUGAAUACAUUAAACACCAUAUUACUGUUUCUUAUUUUAAAAACCAAAACAGCUGCAAGUACAGUACAUUUUAUUAAUUGGAGUCAAUUUAAAACCAUAUAUAAUGUGAAAGCAGAAAUAUUAUUUUCUUACUA